Molecule: messenger RNA, 5303 nt
Organism: Hemicordylus capensis (graceful crag lizard)
Lineage: Eukaryota; Metazoa; Chordata; Lepidosauria; Squamata; Cordylidae
Gene: C6
Product: complement C6
Exons: 20
Coding region: 638-3448 (936 amino acids)
Biological process (GO): immune response
Cellular component (GO): membrane attack complex
Molecular function (GO): protein binding
Source: RefSeq, a predicted model, not a curated record
ACCCGGUUCCACGCAGUCGUGAGAAUAGCCUCAAUAUUGUGUAAAUGUUCCUACCAAGUAUACCGAGCUGUCUUUGUAUAUGAUUACUGCAGCCAGGAUCUUAUAAACUGCUAAAUGGAGACAACAAAUAAUCCCGACUGUAGAUUAGUGGUUAUUAAAGUUAUGGGAAUCUGCCUCUAUGGCUAAGGUUACUGCUUACUUACGAAAUACUUCGGAUGAACCAUUUAUUUAUUUCUACUUGGGAAACUUUUAUAACUUACAAUUUAAUACAGGGUCAACACCCUCAUCCAAGAUUUUGGUUUUCUUUCUAGAAUAGGCAGCUAAUUAAAGUGCUAUGUCUGUGUGUUCUUUGUUUUGUUUCUACAAUGCUUGGCAAGGGUGAUUUUGUGUUUGUGUGUAUUUUUUGGAAGGUGGAGAACAGAAGGCUGCUGAAUCCCUCAACUGAUCUGCCGGCUCAUCGUUUUGCUAUGUACUAUAAACGUUACUAUGACUCCCCACUAAUGAGUUUUUCCUAAUGGCAAAAGAUUUUGCCAAAGUGAUUCACUCUACAUAUGGCUGUCUUAUAUGAAAUAUAUUUUCACAUUGCACAAAAACUGCAGGGAUUUCAUUGACUCUGCCCAGCUCCGUGCCUUUCACUAUGGACAAAAAAAUUAAUUUGCUGCUCCUUAUCCUGCUGCAUGCCACAAUUGAGAGCACAGAGGGAUGCUACUGUGACCAUUAUCCAUGGACUCCCUGGUCCAGCUGUUCAAGGACUUGCAAUUAUGGGACUCAAAGCAGGCAUAGGCAAAUAAGGAUGGAUGACUACUAUUGGAAGAACUCAUGUGCCCAACUUUGCACUACUCAGGAAUCCAGGGCCUGCAACCAACAGAUGUGUCCUAUCAACUGCCUGCUUGGAGACUUUGGCCCUUGGUCAGAAUGUGACCCAUGUGUUAAAAAGCAAUUUCGUGUCAGGUCCCUGACUCGGCCAUCCCAGUUUGGGGGACAGCCCUGCAGUGAGCAGCUAGUAGAUUUCCGGAGAUGUUUCCCAACCAAGCUUUGCAACAUAGAGGAAGUAGACUGCGAGAAUAAAUUCCAGUGUGAAAAUGGUCGCUGUAUCAGCCGAAACCUGGAAUGCAACGGAGAAAAUGACUGUGAAGACAAUUCGGAUGAAAGGAACUGUCGGCGUGUACGGACCGUAUGCAACAGAAGACAUGACAGUAUUCCCGGCGUGCACUUAAUGGGCCAUGGAUUCCAUCUUCUGGCAGGAGAGACUCGAGGAGAAGUUCUUGGUAAUUCUUUUUAUGGAGGCAAAUGCACAAUAGUCAAAAGCAACGAUACAAGGAAAACAUACCGUGUACCUGCAAACCUAGAGACUGUCAGCUUUCAGGUAGAGAAUAAAGAGGAUGAUGUGCAAUCUGAUUUCUACAGGGAUUUAAUUCCCCUGCAGUCCAGUACCUCUGGGGCUGGUCUUUCCACUGAUUCUGGUGAAAGCUCUUUUUGGAUCCCAGUGCUGUACUCGAGAAAGACAAAAGUAGAGACCACAUCUAAGUCUUCCUUCAGGGAAGCUGUGCAAGCCUCUCAUAAAAAGAACUCCAACUUUAUUAGGAUCCAUAAAGUGAUUGCAGUAUCAAACUUCACAAUGAAGCCCUCAGACUUGCAGCUUUCCGGGGUGUUCUUAAAGGCCCUCAACAGCCUGCCUCUGGAGUACAACUAUGCCCUUUACAGCCGGAUAUUUGAUGACUUCGGGACUCAUUACUACCUUUCUGGUUCAAUGGGGGGCACCUAUGACCUCCUCUAUCAAUACAGUGCUGAAGCGCUGCAAAGCUCUGGUUUGACAGAGCAAGACUCAACAGAGUGUACCAGGACAGAAACAACAAGGCGGAUCUUCUUCUUCAUAAAGAGAACGAGCGGGCACACAAAAUGCACCACCAAUAAAAUGACUGAGCAACAUGAAGGUUCUUUUCUACAGUCCUCUGAAAAGUCCAUUUCAUUAGUAAAAGGUGGGAGAGCUGAAUAUGCUGGAGCGCUUGCCUGGCAAAGAACAGGAGCUUUUCCAGGACAUGUGGCGUAUACCAAUUGGUUGGAAUCUACCAAAGACAAUCCUAUAGUUGUUGAUUUUGAGCUGGCAACCAUUUUGGAUUUGGUGAAGGGCUUUCCAUGCGCAGUGACUAAGCGCCGUAACCUUAAGAGAGCUCUUACUGAAUACAUGGAAAAGUUUGACCCAUGCCGAUGUGCUCCAUGUCCGAACAACGGCCAGCCGACACUAUCUGGCACUGAAUGUCUCUGUGUGUGCCAGGCUGGAACCUAUGGGGAGAACUGUGAGAUCCGAGCUCCUGAUUACAAAUCUGUUGCUGUGGAUGGCUACUGGAGCUGCUGGUCUUCAUGGAGCUCCUGCGAUGGCUCCCAUAAGAGACGUAGGAGCCGCGUGUGUAACAAUCCCUUGCCAUUAAAUGGUGGGAAGCCAUGUGAAGGUCAACAGGAGCAAGAGGAAGAGUGCUACUUCUCAAUAUUUGCUGACAAAGGGGCCCCCUGUAUCAAUGACAAUGAAGGGAAAAGAGAGAUAGACAUUCCUAAUGGCCAGCCGGAAUCUGGAUGCAUUACACCAGAACCUCCAGAACAUGGAUUCAUUCGGAAUGAAAAGAACCAUUAUACCGUUGGUGAAGAUGCUGAAGUUGUUUGCUUUGGUGGAUAUAAUCUCGUGGGGUAUCCAUACUUUCGCUGUCUCCCAGAUCAAACAUGGGCACAACAACCUGUUGAAUGCCAGUUGUCAGCAUGUCCAAGGCCGCCUGUAUCACCCGAUGUCUCAAUUUCCCCAUUUAAAAGUGAAUACAGGACUGGGGAAACCAUCCGGCUAAGUUGUCCUGCUACCUUCAUCCUAAAUGGCCGCACACAAUACACUUGUAAGGAAGGCCCAUCCUGGACGCCUCCUGUUUUGAGAACAAUUACCUGUGAGAAAGAUGAACAUUCCCAAAUUCAAGGCAGUUGCAACCCAGGCCAAAAGCAGGUUGGAUCCCAGUGUGUGUGCAUGUCCCCAGCAGAGGAUUGUGACAGCCACUAUUCAGAAGAUGUGUGUGUCCUGAAUACAGCUUCUGAACAAGCCUUUACAAAAUCCAGCUGUCCGUUUUUGGCAGAAAAGUGCUUGGGAGACAAUUCGUUCCACUUCCUGCAUUCCGGCCCCUGCCGAAGUAACGCCAACUUGCACUGGGCCAUCGAAAGGGCCAACAUCUCUACCCACAGUGUAAAGAGGGAACCCUGUGGCUAUGACAUCUGCUAUGACUGGGAGAGCUGUUUGGAGUCACAGGCUGAAUGUGUCUGCCUGCUGCCUAACCAGUGCCAACGAGAUGCCGGGCAGAAUUUCUGCAUCCAGGUCAGAUCAAGAAAGAGGACAGCCAAUCUCUGUAUGCUGGGAGCAAUGAAAUGCUCGAGUAUGAACGCUGAAGUGCUACACGAGGGAAGCUGUUCGGGUUAAGAGCCGCCAGGGUUCACAUGACUGCUUUUGCUCAGGAUAUGUCUGGAUGGGCUCCGGUUUCAGGAACUGAACCGCUUGAUUUGGUGGCAGUUCUUAUCCUCCCAGUCCAGAUGUGCAUGAGGUUCAGGCCCAUGCCCUUACCCCUUUUCUUCAGCUGAGCAAGGCCAUUUCUAAGUGGCAGAGCAUCUGCUUUGCAUCCAGAAGGUCCCAGGUCCAAAUCCUGGCUUUUCCAGGUAGGACUAAGGAAGACCCCGCUCUGAAAUCCUGGAGAGCUUCUGCCAGUCAAUGUAGCUAAGCUCAACAGACAAAUCCUCUGAGUGUUUCAUGCAUUCAUGUGCAGAGUGCCUUGCCUGAUGAGUACUUCUUAAAAAUAUUUUUUUUUGUAGAAAGUAUAAAGUACCAAGCACAGUAAAAUUCUGGCCAGUUGGCAAGCCUAAUCUCGCCGCCAGUCUAGAUAUUAUAGCAGGUGUGGGAUUAGAGCAGGCUAUGCCAUACAGCUGGCCAACUACUGCUGCCUUUAUUUUUUUAAAAAAGCACAUUUAAAUCUACAUAAACAAAAUCUAAUUAUACAAAAAGGAAAAACAGUCAUAAAAACAUCAUAACGUUUCCAUCCAUGUGACAUAUACAAAUCUUCAUCCCAGAGGCAGAGCCACCAUUGGGCGAGUGGGUUCAAAGAACCCUGGUCGCCGCUCCCAGAGACCAUGCCUUGCGGCCUCAGACAUGCCCCACGCAUCUGAGGUCAGACGUGAGGGGCUUUAUUUUGCUUCCCGAUGGGGCCACGUGGCACCGCUUGGGACCGAAACUGGCCCACGCUGCAUUGGCUGUGCGGCCAGAGUGACUCCCCCUGCCUUUUAAAGGCAGGGAGAGCCGCUCCUGGCCUCGCUGCCAAUGCAGUGGGGCCAAUCUCCCUCCCAAACGGAUCUGCGCUGCCCUGUUUGGGAGGGAGGUCGGCCCCCGCUGAUCUCCCUCCUUUUAAAGGUGACCUUUUCAAGGCAGGGAGAGUUGCUCCGGCCACGCUGCCCAAUGCGGUGCGAGCCGAUCUCCCUUCCAAACGGGUCUGCGUGGCCCUGUUUGGGAGAGAGACCAUACCCCUGCGUCAGAUGCAGGGGCGUGGCUAGUAGGGCCCCUGCAUCUGACAUCAGACUAGGGAGGGGGGGCAGGGGGCUGCCGCCUCCCUCCGCCAGCCUCCCUUCAUCCCCCAAACCUGGGUAACUACAUCAGCAAACACUCUACGAUUCCACAGAACUAGAAGAGAGUGUCCCCAAACACAAGACCUUCCGUCCCUGGGAUCCCCCUGUUCCAUCUCCAUGUCCCCUCUACAGCCAGUGUCCAGUGCACGCAAACAGUUCUUGCUCUUGGGCCUGAAUGAUGGGCCUUGGGCCUGAUUCAGCAGGGCUGUACUUCUCUACACGUAGUUGUAUAGUAGCUACAGAACCAUCCAGUAGAUAGGAGGCUGCAGCUUUGAUCAUACUAGGUGUGUGUGUUUGGGUGACUUCCAGCUUUGGGGGAUUCGCCAAAAAUGGUAAAGGCCCUAGAAGGGCAGACCUUGAGCCUAGCUUUAAAGUGGGGGGAGGGGGACAUGUGUGCUGUAAAAUGGUAUGUGCUGUUCUCUUGUUCAAGCAGCCACAAUUUGCAUUUUGUGUCGAUUAGCAAUGUAUCUUCAAGGUAUGACUCAUGCAUAUAGCUUUUGUAUUAUUUUACAGAAAUUUGUAUGAACAAAGCCACCGUCUGUUGUUUCAGCAUUAUGUGCUCAGUGAUAACCUAGCAUCUGGCUUACAUUUCAGAAGUUACGUUUCUGUUUCUAUUCUGUUAAAACUUAACUAACACCAAUAAACCUCUGAUCAGAAAGGCCAAA